AAAGGGGCGGAGCUACGUCGUAACGUUAGCAACCACGCUGAGAGACGGAGCGCUUUCGUUCCUGUGAAGGAAGGCUUGUCUUCUGGAAAUAUGUACCUAAAUGCGUAUGUGUGAGACGAUAGAAACACUCGGAUCUUCGUGAGAAGCAGCGCGUCUUUGUUAACGAGCCAACGGGUCACUGAGUGAUGUCGCCUGCGCCCAGCGGUGACUGCCCCCACCUGGACUGCGUGGGGGAGAUCACCAAGGAGGAACUUAUUCAGAAAUCCCAUGGCCAGUGCCAAGACUGUAAAGUCAGGGGUCCGAAUCUGUGGGCGUGUUUGGAGAACGGUUGUGCCUACGUGGGUUGUGGAGAAUCUCAUGCCGACCACAGCACCGUCCACUCUCAGGAGACGAGGCACAACCUCACGGUGAACCUGACCACCCUUCGAGUGUGGUGCUACGCCUGCGGUAAAGAAGUGUUCCUGGAGCGUAAACUCAGUCCUCACUCGUCUCACGUCAACAUCAAGCCCCUCCCCUUACAACAGAACGCCACCGGUCAGGAUAACAGAGGGAGCCCCGGGAGCCCGACUUCUCUGAUCGUUCCUUCUAAUGGAGGCUACGAAGACCUGGACAUGGAGACGGAAGAGGAGGACGACCUCCGGGCCAGAGGUCUGACGGGACUGAAGAAUAUAGGCAACACCUGCUACAUGAACUCUGCCCUCCAGGCUCUCUCCAACUGUCCGCCCUUGACGCAGUUUUUUCUGGAAUGUGGCGGCCUGAUCCGAACGGACAAGAAGCCGGCUCUCUGCAAAAGCUAUCAGAAGCUGGUGUCAGAGCUGUGGCACAAGAACAGACCCUCCUAUGUGGUUCCAACCAACUUGUUCCAAGGAAUCAAAUCUGUAAACCCCAUGUUUCGAGGGUAUUCUCAGCAGGACUCCCAGGAGUUCCUGCGCUGCCUGAUGGAUCAGCUUCACGAGGAGCUGAAGGAGCCGACGCCCGAGCCGACGCUGGAGCCUUACGAGCAGUCCAGCUGCAUCAACAUGGACGACGGCCCCGAGGAGGACAGCCGCAGCCAGUCGGACAACGACUUCCAGUCCUGCGAGUCCUGCGGCAGCAGCGAGCGGGCUGACAAUGACGCGCAGGCCGGGAGCUCGCCGGCGGACAACACCAACGAGGCGGAGAUGCUGAUCCCGGAGCCGGAUGAGAUCCUGGCCAACAGGGAGUGGCAGAAGGAGAAGAACAUGAUCAAUGACUUUUAUCGCUCCGGGGUUAAUGGCGUCCUGGGAGGAAGCGCCGGAGUGGACAUGGACAAAGAUGUUGACACCACCACGGAGACCACGCCCAUCAUCAGCAGCCAAGGAGCCAUCAAGCUUCAAGGCAAAGCAUCAGAUUGCUUUUCAGAUAUUCAAAUGUCAAACAUCACAAGACCACAGAGUCCCACACCCAUGGAGGGACACAUUCCCAAGAUGUCCAGCAGCCCUCCUAAAGCUUCCUGUGGAUGGCCGAGCCUAAACCCCGCCCACAAGAAAGCGGUGACCACGUUCUCCCCUCCAAAGAACAAGCGUCAGAAGAAAUAUCGCAGCGUCAUCUCAGACGUGUUCGACGGGACCAUCGUCAGCUCAGUCCAGUGCCUCACCUGCGACCGGGUGUCGGUGACCCUGGAGAACUUCCAGGAUAUCUCCCUGCCCAUCCCGGGUAAGGAGGACCUGGCCAAGCUCCACUCGUCCACCCACCAGACCUCUCUGGUGAAAGCUGGUUCCUGUGGAGAAGCUUACGCACCUCAAGGGUGGAUCGCGUUUGUCAUGGAGUACAUCAAAAGCUGGUUCUGGGGUCCAGUGGUUACGCUACAAGACUGUCUUGCAGCUUUCUUUGCUAGAGAUGAACUAAAGGGAGAUAACAUGUAUAGCUGUGAAAAAUGCAAAAAGUUACGAAACGGAGUCAAAUUUUGUAAAAUGCAAAAUUUGCCAGAGAUUUUGUGUAUUCACUUAAAGCGCUUCAGACACGAGUUGAUGUUCUCCACCAAGAUAAGCACCCACGUCUCGUUCCCGCUUGAGGGUCUGGACCUGCAGCCUUUCCUGGCCAAAGACAGCUCGGCACAGACCACCAACUACGACCUGCUGUCCGUCAUCUGUCACCACGGCACUGCCAGCAGUGGCCACUACAUCGCGUACUGCAGGAACGACGCGAACAAGCUGUGGUACGAGUUCGACGACCAGAGCGUGACCGAGGUGUCCGAGUCCUGCGUGCAGAACGCCGAGGCCUACGUGCUCUUUUACAAAAAGAGCAGCGAGGACGCAGUGAAAGAACGUAGGAGGGUGUCGGGAUUAUUCAGCAUGAUGGAGCCCAGCCUUCUGCAGUUCUACAUCUCUCGCCAGUGGCUUAACAAGUUCAAGACGUUCGCCGAGCCGGGGCCCAUUUCCAACGACGACUUCCUGUGUGUGCACGGAGGCGUGCCGCCCAACAAAGCGUCAUACGUCGACGACUUGGUGGUAAUGCUGCCGCAGAACGUGUGGGACCACCUUUACAGCAGGUACGGAGGAGGACCGGCCGUCAAUCACCUCUACGUUUGCCACACGUGCCAGACUGAGAUAGAGAAGCUGGAGAAACGGCGCAAGUCGGAGCUGGACAUGUUUGUCAGGCUGAACAAGGCAUUCCAGGAGGAGGAGUCUCCGGUGGUCAUAUACUGCAUCAGCAUGCAGUGGUUUCGUGAGUGGGAGGGCUUUGUCAAAGGAAAAGACAAUGAUUCACCAGGACCCAUUGAUAAUUCCAAGAUUACUGUAAACAAAAGCGGACAUUUUGUGCUCAAACAAGGGGCAGACUCGGGGCAGAUCUCUGAGGAGACGUGGAACUUCCUCCACUCCAUCUACGGCGGCGGCCCGCUGGUCACRGUGCGACCAAACGUCAGCCACCAGGAAGCCGAACCGUCGCAGUCGGAGGAGAAAAUCGAGGUGGAGACGCGCUCGGUUUAAUACGGCAAUCGACAGUAAACGAACAAACGAAAAGAAAAUACCUCCAAGGAAUUUAACAAGAGAAGCCUUUUAUUUUGCACUUAAUUUUUAUUAUUAUUAUUAUUAUUUGAA
Molecule: messenger RNA, 3059 nt
Organism: Austrofundulus limnaeus
Lineage: Eukaryota; Metazoa; Chordata; Actinopteri; Cyprinodontiformes; Rivulidae
Gene: usp33
Product: ubiquitin specific peptidase 33
Exons: 24
Coding region: 186-2948 (920 amino acids)
Biological process (GO): protein deubiquitination
Molecular function (GO): cysteine-type deubiquitinase activity; zinc ion binding
Source: RefSeq, a predicted model, not a curated record